Zingiber officinale is the source of this 342-nucleotide messenger RNA. Its product is annotated as ribonuclease 3-like protein 2. Gene Ontology annotation, molecular function: RNA binding; ribonuclease III activity. The transcript has a single exon. Lineage: Eukaryota; Viridiplantae; Streptophyta; Magnoliopsida; Zingiberales; Zingiberaceae. Bases 1 to 342 code for a protein of 113 amino acids. Gene Ontology annotation, cellular component: cytoplasm; nucleus. Gene Ontology annotation, biological process: siRNA processing. The record is from RefSeq and is a predicted model, not a curated record.
AUGGAGCCAUCGUCGUCCAGGAAGGAGAAGGUGGCGACCGAGCUCGAUAUCGAACUGCCUCGUAAAGUGGCGGAGAUCGAGAGCAUCCUGGGGCUACACUUUCGCAACAAAUCACUCCUUGUGGAGGUGAUUACCCAUGGUUCCUACGCUGACCAUCCAUCCUACCAGCGCAUCGACUUCGUCGUUGUCCUUGGCCUUGCGAUUUCUAACUACCUGUACGAAAGGUACCUCACCACCCUCCGCCACGCCAACGUUUCCAAUGAGAAGCUCUUCCGCGCGGCGGUCCACCUCGGUCUUUACAGUUUCCUCCGCUUCUCCCCAAUUGAUGUGAUGGAAACUUAA